Magnolia sinica is the source of this 1013-nucleotide messenger RNA. Its product is annotated as protein DETOXIFICATION 25-like. The record is from RefSeq and is a predicted model, not a curated record. Gene Ontology annotation, molecular function: transmembrane transporter activity. The transcript is spliced from 4 exons. The coding region runs from base 451 to 702 and encodes 83 amino acids. NCBI's taxonomy places the organism in Eukaryota, Viridiplantae, Streptophyta, Magnoliopsida, Magnoliales, Magnoliaceae. Gene Ontology annotation, cellular component: membrane.
UUUUCCUUUGCAGUUGGGCAUGGCAUGCGCUUUGGAAACUCUCUGUGGCCAGGCAUUUGGUGCAAAGCAGUACCACAUGAUGGGAAUCUACCUGCAACAGUCAUGGAUCAUCCUGACCUUUGCUGCAAUCAUCAUCCUACCAUUGUACAUCUGGACGGCCCAGAUCUUGCGUCUGCUUGGCGAGAGCGAUGAAUUAUCAGAGAUGGCCGGUCAGAUCGCGCUCUAGUUCAUCCCCAUCGUUUUCUACUUCAUGUUCUCUGCUACAUUGCAGUUCUACUUACAGGCCCAGCUGAAGAACUCGAUCAUUGCGUGGCUAUCGAGCGCUUCGUUCGUGAUCCACGUGGCGCUUUCGUGGAUCUUCGUGUUCAAUUUAGGGUGGGGCAUUCCAGGUGCGAUGGGAUCGAUGAUCGGGGUUUCGAUCAUCGGUGAAUUCAACUAUGUUUUCGGUGGAUGGUGUCCAUUGACGUGGCGGGGAUUUUCGAAAAGUGCUUUAUCGGAGCUGUGGUCCAUGGCGGGGCUCUCGGUAUCAUCGGGUGUGAUGAUGUGCGUAGAGCUAUGGUACAACGCGAAUCUCAUCUUGUUGACUGGUUACAUGAAAAAUGCUACGGUGGCCAUAGCUGCUUUUUCUAUCUGUCUCAACAUCACUGUCUGGAUACUGAUGAUUGGCUUUGGCUUCUUAUCUGCAACAUGAAAUCUCUAUGAAGAGUCGAGAGAAGCUCCAUGGAUUCAGAGCAAUUAUCCCCUUCCAUCCCUGUGUCAAUAGAAUCAAACAUAGAGUGGCCGAAUGGAAAGAGAGAUAAAUGUCUCAGGCAGCCAAGGUUAUGCUGAUUAUCCCCUUCCUGUCCACACGUUGGCAGCUUUGGAUGUGCCUGUCUCAGUGCUUUCUUUUUUGAAGAAGAGCUUGGCGGAUUUCUUCUAGGGCUGGGAGAAUGGGAGGAAAAAGCAGCAUUGGAGUUGUUCGAAGCAGAUCACUUUGCCUAAGAAAGAAAGAGGGCUAGGGAUGAAAAAUCUGA